AGUUGUGACGGAACACAUGAAUGUUAAUGAGUUUUUUCUCUGACGGGAUCUUUUACAAAAAUAUAAAAGUAAUAUGAGUUGCAUGUAUGUAAGAUAUUUUUCAGUCGUCUGAAGCUCCCAAUUUCCACUUAGAUGGCAAGGCAGCAGGGGUUUUGAUCAGGCGCGCGCCGCGGGCAGCUUCUACUUCAGGCGGUCUUCGGCGGCCGAACGAAGGACCCGAGUCACUGGAGGAGCAAAAUGGCGACAACGGCUGCAUCCUCCGCCUCAGAACCGGAGCCUGAGCCCAAGAUUGGACCCACAGUUGUGUCCAAAGUCGAAGGAGAGGAGGAUGAGAUUAAGGAUACUAGGACGAGGAGGAAGGUGUUAUCGCGGGCUGUGGCUGCUGCGACGUACAAGACCGUAGGGCCCGGGUGGGAUCCGCAAGAGGAAGGCGUGAGUGAGAGCGAUGGAGAUGAAGACUACGCCAUGGCUUCUUCCGCUGAGAGCUCUCCCGGAGAGUACGAGUGGGAGUACGACGAAGAAGAGGAGAAGAACCAGCUGGAGAUCGAGCGGUUAGAGGAGCAGCUGUCUAUCAACGUCUAUGACUACAACUGCCACGUGGACCUGAUCAGGCUGCUUCGACUGGAAGGGGAGCUCACCAAAGUGAGAAUGGCUCGUCAGAAGAUGAGUGAGAUCUUUCCUUUGACUGAAGAGCUCUGGCUGGAGUGGUUGCACGACGAGAUCAGCAUGGCCCUGGAUGGCCUGGACAGGGAGCAUGUGUACGAACUCUUUGAGAAGGCUGUGAAGGAUUACAUUUGUCCUAACAUUUGGCUGGAGUACGGCCAAUACUCAGUCGGUGGGAUUGGCCAGAAGGGUGGUCUUGAGAAAGUGCGCUCUGUGUUUGAAAGGGCUCUCUCGUCCGUCGGUUUACACAUGACCAAAGGCCUCGCCAUAUGGGAGGCUUAUCGAGAAUUUGAAAGUGCGAUCGUGGAAGCUGCUCGGCUUGAGAAAGUCCACAGUCUCUUCCGGCGGCAGUUGGCGAUCCCACUCUGUGAUAUGGAGGCCACAUUUGCAGAGUAUGAAGAAUGGUCAGAAGAUCCAAUACCAGAGUCGGUAAUCCAGAACUAUCACAAAGCACUACAGCAGCUGGAGAAGUACAAACCCUAUGAGGACGCACUGCUGCAAGCAGAGGCACCAAGGCUGGCAGAGUAUCAAGCAUACAUCGAUUUUGAAAUGAAAGCUGGUGAUCCUGCUCGUAUUCAGUUGAUCUUUGAGCGUGCCCUGGUCGAGAACUGCCUCGUUCCUGACUUGUGGAUCCGUUACAGUCAGUACCUAGAUCGGCAGCUAAAAGUCAAGGACUUGGUUUUAUCUGUACACAGUCGAGCUGUUAGAAACUGCCCCUGGACGGUUGCCCUGUGGAGUCGGUAUCUCUUAGCCAUGGAGAGAUACGAAGUUGAUCAUCAGACAGUUUCGGCCACCUUCGAGAAAGCUCUGAGUGCCGGCUUUAUUCAGGCCACUGAUUACGUAGAGAUUUGGCAGGCGUUCCUUGAUUACCUGAGGAGAAGAGUUGAUUUCCAACAAGACUCUAGUAAAGAGCUGGAAGAGCUGAGGUCCGCGUUUGCGCGCGCCGUGGAGUAUCUGAAGCAGGAGGUUGAAGAGCGUUUCAAUGAGAGUGGAGACCCGAGCUGUGUGAUCAUGCAGAACUGGGCUCGGAUUGAGGCUCGACUGUGCAAUAAUAUGCAGAAAGCCCGGGAACUCUGGGACAGCAUCAUGACCAAAGGAAAUGCCAAAUAUGCCAACAUGUGGCUUGAGUAUUACAACCUGGAAAGGGCACACGGUGACACCCAGCACUGCCGGAAGGCUCUCCACCGGGCCGUCCAGUGCACCAGCGACUACCCUGAACAUGUCUGUGAGGUGCUGCUCACCAUGGAGAGGACAGAAGGUACUUUAGAAGACUGGGAUAUAGCUGUUCAGAAAACAGAAACUCGACUAGCUCGUGUUAACGAGCAGAGAAUAAAGGCUGCGCAGAAGGAAGCAGCCCUAGCCCAGCAAGAGGAAGAAAAGGCUGAGCAGCGGAAGCGGGCCCGGGCUGAGAAGAAAGCCCUGAGAAAGAAGAAAAAGAUUCGUGGUGAAGACAAACACAAAGCAGAUGAGGAUGAUGAGAAAGAGUGGGGCGAUGAUGAAGAAGAGCAGCCUUCCAAACGCAUGAGGGUUGAGAACAGCAUUCCCCUAGCUGACGAAGCACAAGGUAUGCAAGCAGUGCUGGCUGGGAAGAGGGCACCUGUGGAUGUCGACCCCCCUUCCAAGCAGAAGGAAAAGGCUGCCUCUCUGAAGAGGGACAUGGCCAAGGUUCCUCAUGACAGCAGUAAAGACAGCAUCACAGUGUUUGUCAGCAACCUGCCCUACAGCAUGGGGGAACCGGACAUGAAGCUCAGGCCUCUCUUUGAGAGCUGUGGUGAAGUGGCAGAGAUCCGCCCCAUCUUCAGCAACCGCGGGGACUUCCGAGGGUACUGCUAUGUGGAAUUUAAAGAUGAGAAAUCAGCUCUUCAGGCCCUGGAAUUAGACCGUAAAAAUGUGGAAGGGAGGCCAAUGUUUGUCUCCCCCUGUGUGGAUAAGAGCAAAAAUCCUGAUUUUAAGAUAUUCAGGUACAGCACUGCCUUGGAGAAGCACAAGCUGUUCAUCUCGGGCCUGCCUUUCUCCUGCACCAAAGAGGAGCUGGAGGAAAUCUGCAAAGCUCACGGCACCGUGAAGGACCUCCGGCUGGUUACUAACCGGGCUGGCAAACCCAAGGGCCUGGCUUACGUGGAGUAUGAAAAUGAAUCCCAGGCAUCGCAGGCUGUCCUGAAGAUGGACGGCAUGACCAUCAAGGAGAACAUCAUCAAAGUGGCAAUCAGCAAUCCGCCUCAGAGGAAAGUGACAGAGAAGCCAGAGGCCAGGAAAGCACCAGGUGGCCCCAUGGUGCCACGGCAGAUUUAUGGAGCGCGGGGGAAGGGAAGGACCCAGCUCGCUCUCCUGCCUCGAGCCCUGCAACGCCCAAGCACUGCAACUCCCCAGGCCGAGAAUGGCCCUGCCCCGCGUCCAGCGGUCGCCACCUCAACAGCCACCGAGGCGCCCAAGAUGUCCAAUGCGGAUUUUGCCAAGUUGCUUCUGAGAAAGUGAAGGGGACUGAGUGAGAGGAGGGAAAUGCCUUACUGCGUGCUGGUCAGGAGCCCACCAGAUACCCAGC
Messenger RNA from Orycteropus afer afer, 3205 nucleotides. It is a transcript of the gene SART3, whose product is annotated as spliceosome associated factor 3, U4/U6 recycling protein. Gene Ontology annotation, molecular function: protein binding; RNA binding. Gene Ontology annotation, biological process: mRNA splicing, via spliceosome. Lineage: Eukaryota; Metazoa; Chordata; Mammalia; Tubulidentata; Orycteropodidae. Gene Ontology annotation, cellular component: cytoplasm; nucleoplasm; ASAP complex. The record is from RefSeq and is a predicted model, not a curated record.